Molecule: messenger RNA, 1587 nt
Organism: Phlebotomus papatasi
Lineage: Eukaryota; Metazoa; Arthropoda; Insecta; Diptera; Psychodidae
Product: methyltransferase-like protein 17, mitochondrial
Exons: 3
Coding region: 73-1488 (471 amino acids)
Biological process (GO): translation
Cellular component (GO): mitochondrial small ribosomal subunit
Molecular function (GO): methyltransferase activity; structural constituent of ribosome
Source: RefSeq, a predicted model, not a curated record
AGUGGUGUCGGAUCAGAAAGUGUGGUGCUUUGUUUUGGUUUUUAAUGCUAUUUUUCCACACUGCUUUUCGCAAUGAAAUUCUCUUUUACACCAAUUUUCUUCCGGCAAAUCUCAAAGUUUGCCACAAAACCAUCAGUUAACUUGGAGCAAAAUGUCGCAAAGGCACUAGAAAAUGUUGAAUUUAAACCGAGAAAACAUCCUGGAAUUGUCAAGGUAAAGACUAUAAAAAUGCCCGAAUUCCUCGAGGAGAGCAUCCCCAAGGUCAUCAAGGAUUACCCUAUGGCUUCAGUGUGCAAUGAUGCUGAAGCACUGGACAGAUAUCUGUGGAGCCGGCAUCCGCCUCCGACUCUCGAAGAGGUCAAGAACAAACAGGAAAAAUUCCGAGCUAUGUUGAUUGAGAAGCACAAGUACAACUUCCAGGAGAUGUCAGAGACUGAGAGGCAUCAUGCCAGCAAUGUUCUGUUCCAGCAGGUGCAAACACGGCUGAAGAAGGAAGUUUAUUCGUGGAAGAAUGUUCAGUACGACGAAUACAGAGCCCUACAGUACCUUCUGGGCAGAUCUCCAGGGGAAUAUGCUUCGAUGCUGAGGAUCCUCACUGAGAUUCAAGAGAGGGAUCCAGCAUUUUCCCCACGGAGUUACUUUGACUUUGGCUCAGGAGUAGGAAGUGCUCUCUGGGCCACGAUAAAUGUCUGGCCGAAGGAGAAGAUCUUUGAGUACUUCAUGGUGGAUGCUUCCAGUGACAUGAAUGAUUUGUCAGAGCUAAUUCUCAGGCGAGGUAAUCCUGACAUUGAGCCAAUGGUCAGGAAUUACUUCUACAGACAAUUCCUGCCCGCAACAGCGACAAAUACUUACGAUCUUGUGGUGUGCUCCAAUUCGCUCUUCGAGCUGCCCUCGAAGGACGCCCGGCUGAAGACUCUCAAGACGCUGUGGUCAAAAUGCGAAAACUACAUGGUUAUCGUGGAAAGAGGGACAAAAGCUGGAUUUAAUUUGAUCACCGAAGCCAGGAAUUUCAUCCUGAAAAUCGAUCCAGAAAACUGCCAUGUUCAUUCUCCGUGUCCUCAUGACUCCGUCUGUCCAAGGAGAUUUGAAGAUGACGGAACUCCGUGCAAUUUCACUGUAAAAUACGAAAAUCUUUCUGCUUUCCACAAGAAUCGCAUUCAAAAUGAAAUAUUCAGCUACGUUGUACUGCGAAAAAAACCUCGAGAUCUCAGCAGAAGUGAAGAUUCCUGGCCAAGGAUUGUACGUCCGGUUCUCGUACGCGCUAAACACUCCAUCUGCCGGAUGUGCACGAAAGAAGGAAAACUGCAGGAGGUGAUUUUCACGAGUGCCAAGCACGGAAAACUGACCUAUCAGUGUGCCAGAAGGAGCAACUGGGGAGACAGAUUGCCCAUCAAUAUUGUAAAUCCAGAUCCAGAAGGUGCAGUUCAGGCAAGUGAAAGUGUAGAAAGUGUCGAAAGAGUUGAAAGUGACGAGUUGAGUGAAAAGUGACGAGUUGAGUGAAAAGUGAGGUUAGGCAGUCAAAUGCACUUUAUUAUCCAAAAUGGCAUCCAUUUAGAGAAUAAAUAAUUGCUAAUGUUCUAAAAGGAA